Messenger RNA from Camponotus floridanus (Florida carpenter ant), 2100 nucleotides. RefSeq names its product carbohydrate sulfotransferase 11. Gene Ontology annotation, molecular function: sulfotransferase activity. The record is from RefSeq and is a predicted model, not a curated record. Bases 435 to 1484 code for a protein of 349 amino acids. Gene Ontology annotation, biological process: carbohydrate biosynthetic process. Gene Ontology annotation, cellular component: membrane. Lineage: Eukaryota; Metazoa; Arthropoda; Insecta; Hymenoptera; Formicidae. The transcript has 8 exons.
GUCGCUCUCAGUAAUCUGCACGAUGCCGCCGUGAUCGGAACGGCAUCGCGUACUUAUCCUGGUGCGACACGCGCACGCAUCACGUGGCACGCACAACGCACCACGCGUCCGGCUGUCCUGCUGCCUCCUACGGCGCGAGGACCGCGUCCAACGUCCCUCGACCCGGGGGAGAAGCGACGCCCGUCGCCGACGACGACGACGAUCACGCGCGACAAAUGCGUCAGUGAUCCCGCCGCCGGAUAUAUGCCCGGAGAAGUUAGAGUACUAUACACUAGAAUCGAAGAAUCAGUUAAACUAGUGGGAACAUAUCGAUGUUAGUGAAACACCGGGCCUCAGAAGUUGACAGCGGUUAACUGAACAAGUUAAAGUUUCUCUCUACUUCGAAAAAAGAAUUUCGAUAUGAGUACAGACGGAAGCACGUUUUCCGGGAGAAGAUGACCCCACGUCGUCGCGUCUUGGCAGGAGUUCGCCGUGCUAUCAUUGCCGCCGCUAUCCUGGCACUUAUUCUUCUGGCAUUGUCUUGCCAGGAUGGCACCAGCACCUUGCAGCACGGGAAUUCGCUGGAGGACGCGAAUCUAACACCAGAAGAGAAAAUAUUGGAACAGAUUACCGCGGCGGAAACAGAGCAACGUUUAAUAGCCAGACGGAAAUUUCUAGCGGAAAGAUGCGCCGAGGAAGGUCUGGAUCGUCCUGGUAACGAUUCGCUUCACAGGCCAAACGCCUGGGAAUUCCUUGUAAAUAGAGAGUUCCAUCUUAUAUGGUGCAACGUUUUCAAAGCGGCGUCCACAUCGUGGAUGUAUAACUUUAACUUACUUGCGGGAUAUAGUCCGCAAUUUCUGAAGGCCUCCAAGGCAGUGCCAGUAUCACUGGCCAGACAAAGAUACCCUAGGUACACCGCGGAAGAACUAGCUAAAUUCUUAAACGAUAGCAUCAGUUUUCUGAUAGUGCGACAUCCGUUUGAAAGAUUGCUCAGCGCUUACCGGGAUAAAUUGGAGCACAGUCUGCCACACACGUUUCAUAGCAAUCUCGGUGCACACAUUGUUUGGCACUACAGAGCAAGGGAUCCAAAGACGAAUACGAGGCAAGGACCGAGAUAUCCACUUUUUGAAGAAUUUGUGCGGUGGCUAUUAUGUCAAUGGAGAGCAGGAAACGAUCUUGACAUGCAUUGGACACCAGUUGUAAAUUUUUGCACACCUUGCCAAGUGCGAUUCGAUAUCAUAGCUAAAUUCGAGACUCUGCAUGACGAUCAAGAUUAUCUUAUAAAGCAAGCUCACGUAGGACACAUCAUUAAACCCGAGUGGAAAAAUCCAACUAGGGGCGUCCAAACGAAAGAUGUUAUAAAAAAUUAUUUCACACAAUUAUCUAAGACACAAAUUGAUGAGCUCUAUGAAAUGUUCAGGUAUGACUUUGUAUUGUUCGAUUAUUCACCCGAAGAGUACCUAGCAUUUGGAAGAGAUGAAAUCACUACAUUAACAUGCAAAUGAUUUGACAUUUCGUCCGCGCUUAAUACGUAUCAUAGAAUGAUCGCAAAAUCUCUAAUUUGAAUGGCGCAUAUGACAUACAACGAAAAUGUAGGUAGCCCUUAAAUGAAUUUGAAAGAAAAGGAAGUUAUGAUAUCCGAGAUGUAUAUAGUAACAAUCAUAUCGUCGAUGCAUUUACAUAGAAUUAUUAAAAUUAAAAUAAUACUUUACGAAUGCGUUUUCGGGAAGCACACUUUUUUUUAACGCUACGAACAUGCUCUGUCUUUGCUCAAUUUUCCUUUCAGUAAGUGACAAGCAUGUUUUUAAUACGUAUAAAGCGACUUCCCGAACACAGUCACAAUAUAUAUCCUGGUUUUAUAACUUGCAUGUAAACUGCGUUAUUAUUAAAUAUUUUGAUAGUGUGCAUAUGUUAAUGUUCAUCGAAUUGUUGUACCAAUUGUUUCGAAAAGUAGAACACAAUGGGGACUUAUGAAACAUAAUAAGAACUUCUUGCAAAUAUAAAUAAUGUAUAGUUCAUUAUUUGUAUAGUUAAAUUAUGAAGCGAGCUAAAUUUUUAUCAGAUUUUGAAAGCUUUAUCGCUAUUUAAUCACUUAAAAUUUCUCAAUCAUACAUUUAUCUU